Messenger RNA from Manduca sexta (tobacco hornworm), 1356 nucleotides. RefSeq names its product mitochondrial cardiolipin hydrolase-like. The transcript has 4 exons. Gene Ontology annotation, molecular function: RNA endonuclease activity producing 5'-phosphomonoesters, hydrolytic mechanism. The coding region runs from base 38 to 832 and encodes 264 amino acids. NCBI's taxonomy places the organism in Eukaryota, Metazoa, Arthropoda, Insecta, Lepidoptera, Sphingidae. The record is from RefSeq and is a predicted model, not a curated record. Gene Ontology annotation, biological process: piRNA processing. Gene Ontology annotation, cellular component: mitochondrion.
UAUUUGUGGCGUGUGAAUAUAUAGUGUAAUAUACAACAUGGACUGGAAAAGUGCGAGGAUCAUUUUAACAGCUACAGCAACAGUAGUAGUCGCGUCACAAGUGGCUAAGAAGAUAUACAGCUAUUUCUUCCAUUCGAGGAAGUCUUCACAAGCCGAUGCAAAUAAUGAUGACUCCUGUUGUGAAUUAAUAAACAUCAAAAAUCGAGAGAUAAACGAUGUCAUACUAUUUUCGGACGAUGUGGUUCGACAUACGAUCAGGAUCCCGCCAAAUAGAGAUAUCACAAUUUGCGAAAGCAGAGAGCUCAAACUAAUUAAAUACAUCAAAUCGGCACGAGAGACGUUGGACGUUUGUAUGUAUUUAAUUACCAGUAGCGAAAUAGCUGAACAAAUUAUAAGAUUGGGACAGAAACACGUUUUAGUAAGAAUUGUUGUUGACAGCGAUAUGGCUUACACACCUCCGUCGCAAAUAAAAAAACUGAAAGAAUAUAGUUUUAUCCAAGUUCAGACUAACAAUAAAUCUAUAUUAAUGCAUCAUAAGUUCUGCAUCAUUGACGGGCCAAAAGCCAUUAAACGGAAAAACAUAUUAAAAUCAUAUGCUGAAAAGUUAAAUGUGCACACACAACACAUAAAAUUAACGAAACCACCAACAAAACCAAAGCCUGUUAGAGGUUUUGUUAUGUCAGGUUCAUUGAAUUGGUCUACUCAUGCUAUGGUGUCAAACCACGAGAGUGUAAUAGUGACUUCACAUUCUAAUAUCGUUAGUAAAUUCGAAAAAGAAUUUGAAACUUUAUGGGUGGAGAAUGAGCCAGCACUGGUUUCGUCAAUGUGUUAAUAAAUCGAAGUAAAAGGUGUAUAUAAAAACUUUAGAUAAAUGCGGCCAUAAUGAAAUACAUGUGCAAGUGUAAUUGUGCCACGGAUGGUUCAGUGCCGCAGUGUUGGAUAAAUAGUGAAAACGAUAUGUACAUAACAUGAGAUAAACGUGGCGAAUUUGGCGAGAACACGUCGUGUGAUUGGAAAACGAUAGAUUCAAAAAAUAUUCUUAUUGGUGAACACAUGAUCAAAUUCCAUGAGGGGUGUGUGUGCAGUAUGGAAAACUAUCGGAAAUGCUCCUCUAAAAAUACUUGAAGCCUCUUUUUAGUGUAAUUAUGGAUAUAUAUCAAAGUAAUCUGAUUUACACAAUGUGUUCACGUCAAAAGUUAUUGGUGUAAACAGUUUUAAAAAUGUGGUUAGUAAGUGUGCACAUUGGAUGCAGUGUUUUCCACGAGAUGGCGCUGCUCGGAUUGUUGCUGAGUAAGUGAGAUACUUGUUUCACCACCGUCUGCUAGAUGGCGUUGGUAAGUACGAGUCAUUGUUCUU